This is a messenger RNA of Myiozetetes cayanensis, 4014 nucleotides long. It is a transcript of the gene KTI12, whose product is annotated as KTI12 chromatin associated homolog. The transcript has a single exon. The coding region runs from base 1468 to 2190 and encodes 240 amino acids. The record is from RefSeq and is a predicted model, not a curated record. NCBI's taxonomy places the organism in Eukaryota, Metazoa, Chordata, Aves, Passeriformes, Tyrannidae.
UUGCUAGUUUUAAAUACAGAAAAGUGUCUUUAAAAGCAUUCGCAAAGGUUCUGUAUCAGUCCUAAAUUUAUCCACAGAAAAGAGUCAUUGUUAACAAAAAUGAGGAUGGUUUAGGAGACUUCAGAUCCCUACAGCUUAUUAGAGAGAAAAUACAGAGUUUUGAUAUCUUUGCUGAGGCACCACUUGGGUUUAAUCACUGCAGUCUAAUUAAAUCAUUGAAGCCCUAGCAUGUCUUUGAAAUGAGAAUAAAAUAAUUAUUUCCCAUAGUAAAGAAAGAUAUGGUUCUCAAACCCACAAAUGAAUGUGUAAAUAGUGCUCAGUCCCCUUGAAUUCAGCAGUGCUGAGAGCUUCCCUAAAAUUCCUUGUGCCUAUAUAGAUGAGGCCUCAGCCUGAGAUAUUUUGUUCCAAUCUGCAGGAAAAAGUCUGGAAGUUUCAAACUAGUGAACUGAUAGAACCUGAUUUGGUUAAGCUUAAACUCUAAAAAUAACAGACUCUAAAAAUAACAGUCUCUAAAAAGGUAAAACAUUAUAUUUUCACAUUUUUUCUCCUCAGAAUUUCUUGUUUCUUGUUAAAAUGUGAGCAGGAAAAUGGUAUGCUUUUAAAUUUAUAACCUAGAUCUGACAAUGCUGACAUGAGCAGAAAUUCCUCUUGCCUUCCAGGUUUGCUGUUUGAGUUCAGCUCUCAAACUGAUACAUUACUCUAAUGUAGAUACCAAAUUAACCCAGAUGGUACAGUUCAGAGGUCUUAAAAGUUUCUAAAACUGGAUAUUUUUGAAAAAAGUAUAUUAUUUCAGUAUUUACAGGUAUAAUUGGAGCAUUACUUUGCAGUGAAGCAGAGGAAGCUUCAAAAUGAGACAGAGGGGGGCUGGAGGGAUGGGGAGCUGUGAGCUCUCAGGCUUAGGCAGGAUGAGCAUUCCUGCUCAAGGAGACUCUGCAGGAAGGGGUGGGUGUAAUCCACACCCUCUCGCUGUCGGAAUUACAGACCCAUUCACUCAUUUGAGUUCAGCAGCAUUUGAGCGUUACUGAAGGACUGGGAGAAAGCACUAAUAACAAAGCAAAUAUAAACCUAAGAAGUAGACUUGUUUUCCUAAGUCUGACCUUAGGUCAGGAGGAGAUGAGAAAUAAUAAGAUGCACCAGAGCCAGUGGGCUGGGAAGUUUCAAGACUUCAGUUCGAUAAACUGCGAAGCGUGGAUGCGUCGGGGGAUGCUGGAGGCGUCUCGUUUUUGAGUUCCCUGCGGACGAGCGCAGGGAUCGAGCGUUCCUACAGCUCGCACGGUCGCGUUUCUAAGCCGGACGCCUGUCAGGACGGUGUCCCGGUGCCGGAGGCGGGGGCUCGGCGGUUCCGCACGCCCGAAGGGGCGGAGCAGCCCGCACGGCGGUGUUGCCACCCGGAGCGGGGGGUGCUCUCGCCGUGUGUGUGACCGGCGGAAGCAGUUCCCGCCCGUCCGGGUGGGUGGCGGCGCGGCGAUGCCGCUGGUGGUGCUGUGCGGGCGGCCCGGCAGCGGCAAGAGCCGGCGGGCGGCGGAGCUGCGGGCGGCGCUGGGCGGCCCCGAGCGCGCCGCGCACGUCGUGUCCGAGGCGGAGGGCGGGCGGGCGGCGCUGCGGGCCGAGGUGGAGCGGCGGCUGAGCCGGCGGGACGUGGUGAUCGUGGACGCGGGCAACGAGCUGCGGAGCAUCCGCUACGAGCUGUACUGCGCGGCGCGGCAGGCGGGCACGGCCCGCUGCCUCCUGCACUGCGCCGGCGGCGGGGGCGGCCCCGACGAGCCGCCCUUCGAGGAGCCCGACCCGGCGUGCCGCUGGGACCGGCCGCUGUUCACGGUGAGCGGGGAGGAGCCGCUGCCGCUGGGCGACAUCCGCGCCGCGCUGUUCGAGAGCGCCCCGCCGCCCCCGCACCGCUCCACCCGCGCCCAGCCCCUGCAGUCCGGGGAGUUCCUGCACCGCCUGGACCGCGUCACGCAGGACGUGCUGGCCGCGGUGAUGGCCGCGCAGAGCGGCGGGGCGCUGCCCGGAGACACGGUCCGCGUCCCCGGCCUGGCCGAGGGGCUGGUGCUGAGCCGGCCCGUGAGCCUGGCCGAGCUGAGCCGGCUGCGCAGGCAGUUCAUCAGCUACACCAAGAUGCAGCCCAGCGAUGAGAACAUGUCCCAGCUGGCCAGCAUGUUCCUGCAGUACCUGAGCCGCAGCAUCCAGUGAACCGGUGGCAGCGGCCGUGGUCGUCGAAGUACUUGCGACAGUAAGAACACACCUUCCAGAAGAGCCUGGAUCCCCACCCGUCGUGUUUCGGAUAGUUGGCAGGAGCAGUUCUGGGUGCCGCAUCCCUGCAGCAGCCGAGCAGACUAUUUCUGAGACAAUCUGUAGGGGUGCAUUUCCCCACACCCCUGAAUUCUCCCCAUCAGGAAGGAGAGCAACUGUUGCAUCCCCAAGCAAGUGAAGUCUCCUGUGGAGACAUAAACCUCAGUAAUAAAGUAGUGUGUGAAUAUGAAAGCCCAAAAGGUGAUGACUGUGUCUUCAAUAAGAAGAUUGGUUUUCCAGGGCUGCCUCCAGAUAACGUCAAACGGCAGAAGAGACUUCAGGUCCAGAAUUAGAACAGGCUGUGUUUUAGGAUGUGACUGUUUCAAAAAAUCUGACUGAACCCGAGGGAGAUUUGCAGCUCUGCACUGCAAAAGGAUGCAGGCUUAGCAAACUCAAACAGGUUUAUCAAUAAAAUGUGUGCCUUAAAUGGACUAAACAAUUAAUCUGCAGGACUAUUUUAUUGAAAUAACUUGCCAUGUCUUUUCUCUGCAAGGUCAUCAUUAAACACCUUUAAAAACACUAAUUGUUUAAGAAUGAGUGCUCUCAUAGGAAAAACAAGCUAAAAUUGCAGUGUCUGUUCUUGCUGAAACUCGUAGGUCCAUACCCGAUGGGAUGGUAGCUUAGUUUUGCAUUUAGUUUCCAAUAAUUGGGGGUUUGCUAUAACACAGGUACAGUUUGUAUAAACUUCUCACUUUCUGGUGGAUGCUUCACCCCUCAUUCUCAUAAAUUGUUGUUUUAGUUUUAAUUGUAUGUAUAGUGCUCCCUGAGAGGGAAUAGUCCAAUCUGUCACACCGACUGCUGGGGGAUUUAUGCAUUGCAAAACUGAGAAAUGACUACAAAAAUGUUUUGAUGUAAAUAAGUUUGUCUUACCAGUCAAAGGAGAGAGAAUAAAGCUGAGAAAACACAUUCAUUAUUUCAAACCUCUGUGAGUUCUCACUAAGAAUUGGUAUUGCAAGGCUGUGAGCACUUAUAUUUAAAAUCUGCUUUGAAAAUCUCUCUUAAAAAAAAAAAAAAAAAUUUUGCAGUACUGAUUGCCAGAUGAUUGAACUCUUUCGACGUGAACCACUGGUCCUUGAUAAGAACAGUGUGUAUUUUCCGGACGUAAAUUGGCCUCUCCUCAGGAAAGAGGUGAAACAAUUUGCGACUCUGUAGAAACAAUGAAGAAAAAUGUGGUUUUUCAUCUUCAGGGAGAGGACACUGGAUGCAAUGCAAGCUCUACUAGGGCAAUGUGUAUUCUUGGUCCUUAGUGCAAACAGAGCCCAGUGUGAAGGUGAUGACAUAUUGGUUAAUUAUAAAGGGCCAACUUCUCUUUGAAUGACUCUAAAUGUUAAUGGCUUCCUCUCCACCCUUUCCUGGUUCUAAAGAUCAUAACUGAACGCUGCUGAGUAGAGAUUUCCUUUCGUAUCUAUUUACAGCUAAAGGGUUGCUGGGUUUGAUGGUUGCUCAGUGGGGGUCUUGGUCACAGGAGGUGACUGAAACAUGUGGGCUGUAAUGGGGAGGAGAAUGGAUGGGUGGCUGUCAUCCACUGCAUUGCCAUAAGCAGCCACAAAAAUCCAUCCUGAGAUCUCUCAAGCAGCUGGUGUCACUAACACCAUUUCCAGUAAUCCAGUAAAAAAAACCCCAUGAGCAGUUGUGUAUCUGAGGAACCUAAACUAAUAAGAGCAAGUCUUCCAAAGACAAUCUUCUCUAUGUGAGCAGUUACAAUAAAGUGUUAUAUGACAUGUU